UAUAUCUAUCUCCCUCUACCUUACUUCAUCAGGCAUCUCUCGUCUCUCUCACUCUCACUGCGUGUCCCACUAUUUUCCCUAAACGUGCUGGGCACUGUAGUUAUCAACGGAGCCUGAUUAUUUGAACAAGUUUUAGUGAGAAAAGUUAAAAAACUAUUGUGACCUAAAAAUAUAGGGGCAGUAGUGCAAAUGGGUCCUAGAGUGCUUUGUCUAGCUUGUUUUGAUCGCGUUGGUUAAGACAAAGCGCCAAAGUGGAGACACAUCAAGAAAGCAUGGAAUCUGUCAACGGCACAGCGAUCACGAGGAACUCUGAUUCUGGCUAUUCUAAUAGCUGCAGCAACACCAAUUCAAGAAAAAGCGCUAGCUCAAAAUCAAAGCAUAGCGAGAGCAAUUCGAGUGGCAGUAGCGGAUACUGUGGAGCAGGAGCUACGGAUGCAGUUGAUCCGAAAUCUGCUGAACAGGCCUCUGCUACCGCUGAUGGAACAUUGGAUAUUACCAAGCGUACGACCAAAGACGAUAGGGCUGAUCUUAAAAAGAAACUGAAGAGCACUGCGAGCUCGAGUCACUCUAACGUAGCUGUGACUACAGUACCAUCAGGAACUAGUAAUAUCGUAACCAUUCCAGAGGAAGAUCCGUCUUCUCAAAUUGCUAAAGAACCAACCACCGAUACCAAUAUGGUUGUGGAAAUGGUAGUUCCUCCAACAGCACCCGAGGACGCCGUGGUAGCUGAGGAAGUUGCUGAAAAAGCUGAGCAAAUCGACGACAAACAACUUGAUGCUCUUGUUUUGCUGCAACAGGACUUGACUAUGCCUGGUAACAAUACAACUUCCACCAUAGGUAAUAGAAAUACUUAACAUCUAAAAAAAAAAUCUAUUUUGUUCGUCCUUCAAUCACACAUGCUGGCAAGAUUUUUAUCCAACAAUCAGAGUAUACUUUCCCGAAAGUUUUUGAUACACUGAAUCCGAAUCCGUAGCCCAAAUAUCUCAACUGGUUCUAGUUUUCAAGAUAUAUCAACCUAAAUGUGCAGAAAUAGGGAUUUUUGCCUAUAUUUGAGAUUAUGUAGCACUGCAAAUUAUUUCUUUAAAAUAAACCAUAGUUCUCUUCUCAUAGUACAAGCCUUGCCCUUUGAAAUGCGUUAAAUUUGCCUAAAUGUAUAUUUAUUUAGCUGAGGUAUGGCACUUUGAAAUUUUAAUUUUUUUGAUCUAGAUCGGUUCAGCUUUUACCGGAAGAAAGUAAUUUUUAUCUUUAAAGUCUGUGCAAUUAAAAGUGAGAUCGUUUAUCUCGACCUUGAAAGUUGUGGUUUGAAUUAUAGUACACAAAAGAUUUCUUAACAAGUAAAAUACUAAAAUACCCAUAAAUGCGUAAAUUACCUAAAAAUUACCCAAAUCACCAGUUCAUUAUACUUUGAGAUGAUGUGUAUAGUUUUUAUUGAAUGAAUUUAUUGUUACUUGACUCGUAAAAAAUCAAAACAACGUCCUUAAACUUGACAAUUAUAUGUACAAAAUAUUGCGCUUGAAGCCGUAUGGCCGAUAGUUAGCGUUUGUAAAGCUGAAUCUCGAUAUAACACAGCCUCCGUGGUAUGUCCAUUUUUUGUACGGUAGCGGAGAGUCCGAUUACAACUGACAUCGUGGAGAAGGAGGCGCAAGCUGACAAUGCAGGCCAGUGGAACAAAAAUGCCGCACAACAUGUCCAGGAGAUGGAGGAUAAACAGUCUUCAAAAACUGGGACUGCGCAACCGCCACCUAAUUCUGAAAAUGAGGGAAAUGAGCAAAUGAUGAAUAGGACACUACCAGAGAAUGGAUUCUGCUGCGUGAUCUCUAUGUACGACGGUGUGGUGCUUUACACGACGCCCAGUUUGACUUCUGUUCUGGGGUUCCCCAAGGAUAUGUGGCUGGGCCGUUCCUUCAUCGACUUUGUUCAUCCUAAGGACCGCGAAACGUUCUCUAGUCAGGUCACCACAGGCAUUGCUUUACCUCUGGUAGACGCCCAAAGAAAAUACAAAGAUUACAAGAAUAGCCUCUACGUGUGUCUAAGAAAAUACCGCGGUUUGAGGUCAAAUGGGUUUGGAGUGAUGGACAAAGGUGUGUCAUAUCAAGCAUUCCAACUAAAUGUCAAAUUUAAACAUGUUGCUGAGCCAGCCCCUGAGAGCAAUUGCUUGGAUAUCAAUAGGGGAAUGUUUCUGGUCGUCAUCGCUAUCCCAGUAUACACGUGUUAUAAAGUUCCAGGAGAGAGAAAAAAGUCUAUGAAGUUCGGGAUGCGUCAUACUGCGUCCUGCACCUUUAGUCACGUGGAUCCUGAUGUGGUAACCAAUUUCGGAUUUCUACCCCAGGACAUGCUGGGCAAGUCAGUCUUUGAUUUCUACCAUCCCGAAGAUAUGCCAUUCCUUAAGGAAAUCUACGAGUCUGUGAUGCAGACGUGUCAUAUAGCUGGAUCAGUGCUUAGAAGUAAACCAUACCGAUUCGCGGUACAAAAUGGCGGAUACGCCAUGGUAGAAACCGAAUGGUCAAGCUUCGUGAACCCUUGGUCUAGAAAACUGGAGUUUGUGACUGGACUGCAUCGAGUCCUAGAGGGUCCACCCAAUCCAGAUAUCUUCGAAACGUGCUCUCUCAAAUAUAUCGAAAACGUGUCUGAGGAAGUUGUGAAAGAAAGCAAGCUUAUUCAAGGCGAAAUUUUACUUUUACUGAACAAGGAACUGCCAAGACCAACCGAAGCUGCUAAGCACGAGGUUUCGAAACGUUGCAAAGAUCUGGCCAAUUUCAUGGAAACUCUGAUGGAUGAAGUCAAUAUUCAUCAGCUAGAGUUACCACCACGUAUCGACCUAACCACAUCGCCAGCACCGGCAUUGGUUUUGCCACCAUCACAAUGUUCUGACCACCAGAACCUACAACAAUCAAUUCAGCACCUUCAAGAUGAUCUUCCACCUUAUCACAAUGACUACCACAAUCACUAUCGCCACAAACAGUCUUGUACCAAAACCACUACCACAUCGCCACACAACCAACAGCAGUCCUUCCAUGAUGGACAUCACCUCUUGCAGGAACGUGACUCAGUGAUGCUGGGCGAGAUCUCCCCCCACCACGAAUACUAUGACAGCAAGUCGAGCAGCGAGACGCCCCCUAGCUACAACCAGCUGAACUACAAUGAGAACUUACAACGCUUCUUCGAGAGCAAACCCAAGACCACCGUGUCCGAUGAGAGUGCUGGAAGCAGUGGAGCUGGUGCAGCUUUGAUACAGACUGAUUCUGGUGGAGAGUCGGAUGCCAAGCCUUCGGCUUUCACCCACUACCAGCAAGCGUGUCAGAAUUCGGCGCAGAAUAAUCCAGGGAACAACCAGAAUGACAAGUGCCUGUCGCCUAUACAAAACAGCGGUCAUAUGAGUGGCAGCGGGAGUGGCAGUGCAGAGAACAUGAGUUCUGCCAGCAAUCCAAAUAUGGAGACAGCAAAGAGCCACAACAUCGUAUCUAAAGAGAGCUUCAAGCCACUACACCUCACCGAGUCUCUUCUCUCCAGACACAAUGAGGACAUGGAGAAAAUAAUGUUGAAGAAACAUCGAGAACAGCGAUUCAGUACCAAAGAAAACAAAAAGUCCCAUUCAAAUAACCACCAUCAUAACCAAAUUUACCAUUACAAUCAGAAGACUGAGAAGUUCCACGCAUUAGAGCGAGCUAACAUCAAUCACAGGAUGGACCAUGCAUCUCCAGUACCAUUACUUCCAGCUCACGGUGUCAAAAGAUGUUGUUCCUAUUCCCCGGAAGGCGCUAGUGACAACCAGCACAAAAUCUCCAAACAUCGCUACAAAUCAGGGGUGGCUAAUCAAAAAGAGGAAGUGGGACAGGCGAGCACCAAUCACGGUAAUGCACAACAGCUGGCUAAGCAACAAGUGAACAUCUACAAGAACCAGCGUCAGGUGCACACACCAAUAGUUUGCAAUGGGGAAAUGUCUUACCAAGCUGGGUUGGGCGAAGUGAACCUAUGGCCGCCAUUCUCAGUAGCAGCAUCUUCGCUGCAGAACACCUAUGCGAGCGUAAACACCACACCAGUGGGCCCAACAGCUUCUGGAGGUUUAAGUACCGCUGCCACACCUGGCAUGUUCCCGGUUUACUAUCUACCAGCUGUUCCGACGACUCAAAGGACGGUUGCAGGUACCACCCAGUAUGGUGAUCCAGCUGCUAUCAUAAAUUCUGGCUCUAGAUACCAAGUUCAGUACAUGCCAGGACUGUUUUACAACCACGGAGUAUCAGCCGCUUCAACCUUAUACCCCUCCUCACCAAUGUUGUGCCCCACCUUACCUGUAAUGCCUAUGCCUAUGCCCAUGCACUUACUGUCCACAUCGGUACGAACAGCUGCCAAUCCAGCAAUGAAUUCUCUUCAAAUGAAUGGGCACAGUAGUGCCGCUAUUCUUCACAACAGUGGCAACGGACCACGGCCUACAGUGGCAAACCAACACUUGGCAGCCAUCGAGCAGAAUGUGUCCAAGCCUGUAGUAAGUGGUUUACAAAGGUUUCAGAGGCGGGCUUCUCAAGAGACCUCUGUUAAGGUAGAACCGGGUAGCGCCAUGAGCAGCGUAGCUUCAGCCAGUCUUGCCAACAAGUGUGUGAAAAAACAGCAUGUGGACAUAUUGCAACAAAGACUGGAUGCCACCAACCACUCUACCACCAUGGACGAAUCUAGUAGCUGCUACUCUUCUUCCUACUCUUCUUUCUUGAAGACAGAUACUGGUACUGGUAGUGGUUCUAACGACGACUACAAUCCUACCAACCCAUUCUACUCUCCAAGGAAGGCAGACCACCAUAAGAAACAGAAUCUGAUGAGAAAAAAUGGAGGCAGCGGGAGUAUUCGCGGUGGAUGCCAUCAGAUGAGAAAAAAGGACCCUCCAUGGCUUGAAUCUGUUCAGGUCUCACAUGACUUAGUCUACCGGUACCAAAUGGCUGUCAGGGACAUUGAGGAUAUUCUUAAGGCCGACCUUGAUACUCUCAAGCAGAUCACCCAGCCGGUGUUAGUGAAUGACCAACUGAGCCAGCUUUACCUUGAUAUGGAGCUAGAAGGGCUGUCCAAAAAGCUUACGCUAGAGGAAGGUAUUACGUCAAGCAGCAGCAGUGGAGAAGACGCUACCAACUCCAACAUCCCUAAGGCAAAAAAGAAGAGGAAAAUGUACAGCUCCUCAGUGAUCAUUUACGAAGAGAACGUUCCCUUGCCCUCACCGAAUGACAACCUCUAGACACCUGAUCCUUUCUACAAAUGUCACAUUUCUAUUUUUAUACAAAAGACACAGUACAAGCGUUGCUAUGAUCGUGCCAGGAUAUUCACCAAAAACUAUUCUACUGUUUUUGUAAAUACUUUUAUCGAUUGUUAUCUAAAUAUAUAUGACUUAUUUUUAAGGUCAAAUUCUAUUUUACAGUAUUGUAUUCCUAUUCGUAAGAUGUGCUCAAAAAUGUGCUAUUUAAUGCUCUUAUAUGUUAAGUCAAUUACUAUUACUUAAGUACAUG
Molecule: messenger RNA, 5486 nt
Organism: Acanthoscelides obtectus
Lineage: Eukaryota; Metazoa; Arthropoda; Insecta; Coleoptera; Chrysomelidae
Source: the annotation of a GenBank genome assembly